AUGUUCUGGAAAGAAGGCUGUGGACAAACGGUGGACGAACUGGCUGUCAAACUCCGGCAAUACGAAGGAAUUCUCUCUUCCUCCCUAUGGGCCUAUGUCUCGGCUGUAGAGGAAUUGUCUCCGGAGUUCCAGCAAUUCAAAGUGGAUAUGUCCUUCUCCCCACCUGUACAGGCCCCCAUUGCAGCUAUGAGGAAGAGCCAACUGUUGCCUGGGAAUAACUUCACAAACGAAUGCAACAUUCCUGGAAACUUCAUGUGCAGUAACGGGCGCUGUAUCCCAGGGGCCUGGCAGUGUGAUGGGCUGCCGGACUGCUUUGAUGACAGUGAUGAGAAGGAAUGCCCGAAAGCCAAAUCCAAAUGCGGUGCCACAUUCUUCCCCUGCGCUAGCGGCAUCCACUGCAUCAUCGGCCGCUUUCGGUGCAACGGCUUCGAGGACUGUCCCGACGGCAGCGAUGAGGAAAACUGCACAGCAAAUCCCUUGCUUUGCUCCACUGCCCGAUUCCACUGUAAAAAUGGUCUUUGCAUUGAUAAAAGCUUUGUGUGCGACAGUCAAAAUAACUGUCAAGACAACAGUGAUGAAGAAAGCUGUGAAAGCCCUCAAGAGGCCGGCAGCGGCCAAGAUUACGUGACCUCAGAAAAUCAGCUGCUUUACUACCCUAGUAUUACCUACGCUAUAAUUGGUAGCUCUGUCAUUUUUGUACUUGUGGUGGCCUUUCUUGCCUUAGUCCUGCAUCACCAACGGAAACGCAACAAUCUCAUGACCCUGCCAGUGCAUCGACUGCAGCACCCUGUCCUGCUGUCCCGGCUGGUGGUCCUCGAUCACCCGCACCACUGCAGCGUCACCUACAACGUCAACAACGGGAUCCAGUACAUGUCCAACCAGGCCUACCAUAGGCCAGUGGACCUGGACUCUCCACCAUCCUAUUCAGAGGCUGUGCUCGACCAAAGCAGACCACCUUGGUUUGACCUUCCUCCACCACCUUAUUGUUCUGAAUCCCCUAAUCAGCCAGAUCUUCCUCCUUACCGAUCUCGGACGGGAAGCCUGGUGAGCACAGACACCCCGAUGGCAGGAAGCCCUCUGGGCACAGCCGACAGUUGGACAAGAGACAUCCAUGACAGCAUGGAUGGCCACAGAACUCUUCUUGAGAGGACAGCAGAUCAAAGCGAUUCUCUGGUCAACCACAUCGCUGAAAGAGAAGUGUAACCGCUCCGGUAUAUGGGAUGGGCAGGAAGGCAUUUACUUUUUUGAGUCCAUGUGGGUUAAUCUGCUGUGGCUAAUAGUUUUCAGGGGGACAUGUGCCUGAAUGAUGACUUGAUUUGA
This is a messenger RNA of Haliaeetus leucocephalus (bald eagle), 1320 nucleotides long. RefSeq names its product low density lipoprotein receptor class A domain containing 3 (gene LDLRAD3). Gene Ontology annotation, biological process: receptor-mediated endocytosis. The record is from RefSeq and is a predicted model, not a curated record. Gene Ontology annotation, cellular component: plasma membrane. The coding region runs from base 1 to 1203 and encodes 400 amino acids. Gene Ontology annotation, molecular function: protein binding. Lineage: Eukaryota; Metazoa; Chordata; Aves; Accipitriformes; Accipitridae. The transcript has 6 exons.